AAGCGUCCGCGUGCGGGAGGGAAACUGCCUUCGCUGGGCUCCGCGUGCUUUGUAACGGUAACCAUGGUACCGCGUGCGUGAGCAAGCCGUUUUCCAGAUUCCGGUCAGCGUUUGUGCCCUUAGCGUCCACUGGCCUGUGAUAAGUGCGUGCCAGAUUUGCAUAUGGGGCUUAUUUGUGCAGCGUGUCAACGGGUCGAGUGUGUGUGCAGCUGCCCGAGUGAAGUGAGAAGUGUCAGCAGUACGUAAAAGCGUAGAAUAGCGCUGAGGGAACGGCGGAGCAGCCAUGACCAGGUGGGCGCGAGUUACCACCACGCGGAAUAGGGGGCCUCUGCCUGCCACCUCCUGGGAGGACCUGAAGAAGGGGGGCGCCGAGGGAGCCCAGCCGAACUCUCCAGAGCACCAGCCCCCGGACGCCGGCAGCCCGUCCCUUAAAAAGGACCUGUCCCAGGCGAAACGGACGAAGAACAAAAAGAAAAAAGAGUACCUAAAUGAAGAUGUGAAUGGAUUCAUGGAAUACCUACGGCAGAACUCACAGAUGGUUCACCAUGGGGAGGUGAUCGCGGGAGACAGCCAGGAAGUAAGGGAGGAAAUCGCAGUUGCUCUGAAGAAAGAUAGCCGGCGAGAAGGAAGAAGGCUGAAAAGACAAGCUGCAAAGAAAAAUGCAAUGGUGUGCUUCCAUUGUAGAAAACCUGGCCAUGGGGUUGCUGACUGCCCAGCUGCUCUUGAAAAUCAAGACAUGGGCACUGGGAUCUGUUACCGGUGUGGAUCCACAGAGCAUGAGAUAACCAAGUGCAGAGCGAAAGUAGACCCAGCUCUUGGUGAAUUUCCUUUUGCAAAAUGCUUUGUUUGUGGGGAGAUGGGGCACCUGUCCAGAUCGUGUCCUGACAAUCCCAAAGGAGUCUAUGCUGACGGUGGUGGUUGCAAACUUUGUGGCUCUGUGGAACAUUUUAAGAAAGAUUGCCCUGAAAACCAGAAUUCAGAUCGAAUGCUUACAGUUGGCCGCUGGGCAAAGGGAAUGAGCGCAGACUAUGAGGAAGUUUUGGAUGUGCCGAAACCACAGAAGCCCAGAACAAAGACACCCAAAGUUGUGAAUUUUUGAUGAGGAUCAGAGCUGUUUUCAGUCCCCACCUCAUGGUUACCUUCCAGAGUGGAAACACUGCAAGGAGAGCCGGGCUUCUUCGGACGCAGGCUUGUAUCGUGGGCGCGACUUUGGUCUUGGUGGAGUCAGAGCCCUCUGCGUUCAGAGGAGUGCUUCCACCACAAUGUAGAGAAGAGAACUGAAGAAAAGAGCAUUUAUUAAAGUGGGUCCUCUAAAAGCACGAUACUUUUCUCUUUUUUGGGACAGGGACUCACCAUAUAGCCCGGGCUGGCUUCAAACUAACAACCCUUAUUUUAACUGUCAGCACUUAGAUAUAACUAAGUGAUUAUAUACCUGAUUGCAGCAAUCAUCUUUCUAAAAGUCUCAUUAUGCAUUAAAGAGGACCACAACAUUUGAAAGUGUGUUUUGGAUGUAUUAUUUUCUUUCUUUUGUUGUAUUAUUUUCUUGAUUCAGGGUAGCAAUUUAUUAUAAUCAAUAUUUGCUUAUAAGGCACCACAAAAUCUGUAUUUUUAAAAUAGUAAAUAAAUGACAGUUGUCCUUUGUUUA
Messenger RNA from Jaculus jaculus (lesser Egyptian jerboa), 1645 nucleotides. It is a transcript of the gene Zcchc9, whose product is annotated as zinc finger CCHC-type containing 9. NCBI's taxonomy places the organism in Eukaryota, Metazoa, Chordata, Mammalia, Rodentia, Dipodidae. Gene Ontology annotation, molecular function: nucleic acid binding; zinc ion binding. The coding region runs from base 284 to 1099 and encodes 271 amino acids. The record is from RefSeq and is a predicted model, not a curated record. The transcript has 6 exons.